AUGGCCGACGCUUCUUAUGACGCCGAUGCGUUCGACUUUAAGCUCUACCGCUACGACCCUUCACUACCAGCAGCAGUCGUUAGCGUCGUCGUUUUCGCCAUUCUCACAGCAGCCCAUACAUGGAGAUUGAUCCGUGUGCGGGCUUACUACUUCACAGCAUUUACAAUCGGUGGCCUCUUCGAAACAAUAGGUUACGCCGGUAGAAUAUGGGGUCACUUCGAUAAAGAAUCCGUCGGCGGCUUCGUCCUCCAAGCCAUUCCCAUCCUCGUCGCACCCGCUCUCUUCGCCGCAUCGAUUUACAUGAUCCUCGGCCGAUUGAUCCGAACCGUCGGCGCGUCUCAUUUAUCGCUUAUACCUGUUCAAUGGGUUACACGCAUUUUUGUGACUGGCGAUGUCAUCGCGUUUGGUCUCCAGGCUGGUGGCGGAGGAAUUCAGUCCGCCGGUACACUGGACCUUUACGAGAUGGGCGAGAAGAUCAUUAUCGCAGGUCUAUUGGUUCAGAUUGUGGUCUUUGGCUUCUUUGUCGUCACAUCGUUCCUUUUCCACUGGCGAUUGAAGAAGUGUCCUACUCCCGAGUCUUUGCGAGGUGUCGUCCCGUGGCAGCGAUAUUUAUUCGUCCUUUACGUUUCGAGUUUUCUUAUCCUCGUCCGAAGUAUUUUCCGCGUGGUGGAGUAUCUACAGGGCAACAAGGGAUAUCUCAUUUCACACGAGGUCUACUUGUAUGUGUUUGAUGCUAUUCUGAUGGCUCUUGUUAUGGUCAUUCUUGUGGUCUGGUAUGUCGAGUCGUUGCAGAAGGACACCAAGACUUCGGAUGCGGAGAACGUCGAAUUGUCGGCGUAUGAGACCUCUGAACUCAGCGACGACCGUCAGCGACGGAAGUAA
This is a messenger RNA of Fusarium venenatum, 882 nucleotides long. Its product is annotated as RTA1 like protein-domain-containing protein. Gene Ontology annotation, cellular component: membrane. NCBI's taxonomy places the organism in Eukaryota, Fungi, Ascomycota, Sordariomycetes, Hypocreales, Nectriaceae. The record is from RefSeq and is a predicted model, not a curated record.